Schizosaccharomyces osmophilus is the source of this 1554-nucleotide messenger RNA. RefSeq names its product transcription factor Hsr1. Gene Ontology annotation, molecular function: RNA polymerase II cis-regulatory region sequence-specific DNA binding; DNA-binding transcription factor activity, RNA polymerase II-specific. The transcript has a single exon. Gene Ontology annotation, biological process: regulation of transcription by RNA polymerase II. Lineage: Eukaryota; Fungi; Ascomycota; Schizosaccharomycetes; Schizosaccharomycetales; Schizosaccharomycetaceae. Gene Ontology annotation, cellular component: chromatin. The coding region runs from base 1 to 1554 and encodes 517 amino acids. The record is from RefSeq and is a predicted model, not a curated record.
AUGUCCAACAACGUUUCGUUUUUGUCGGCCCCGUCCAAUCCAACUUAUUCCUUCCCUUACUCCUCUUCCGCUCCAUCUCUCCAACAAGCCCCUUCUUCCUCUACUCCCACUACUGCGACAACGACUGCUUCCUCCCUUCACCAUCCCCACUCCCUUCCUCUUUCCAUCUCCUCUUCGGGCAAUCAUACCCAGCCAGCCAGCGACAUUCCCUUGUCCGAACCCCUUACCUCUUUUCUCCCAUCAUUCUCCCAGGGUUCUCCAAAGUCCAACGUCUUUCCUCCCCAACCGUCUACCUCUGCCCCCACCGGCACUCAUGUAGACCUCAAUUCCUUUCAUCCAAGCAAGCAGUCCUUUGUCUCUUCUCCCUACUACCCCAAUACCUACCCCUCGGCUCCCUCCUCCUACUAUUCCUUUAACAAAGACUCGGCAAACGAUUGGUACUCCGACAUAGACGGCAACCAGAUUUCCCUCUCUCAGUCUGCUCCUGCAAAUGACGGAAUAUCUUCCUACAAGCGUUAUUCUCCUACUUCUUCCAACCUCAACUAUAGUUCUUCCCACGUCGAUUCCGACGCUUACCACCUUUCUCAUUACAAUGACCUACGUAGACAGCAUUCUUACUUGCCUUCAGCAGAUUCUUUUUCGCUUCACCCUUUUUCCAAAGAAUACUGUCCCUCUUCCGAUACCUCUCUCCUCACGACGCAGCCGCUGAACGAGCCCACUGGUGCAAGUGUACCCUCUUACAGUACGCUCAUCUCGCACUUGCCUCCCUCGCCAAAUUUGACUCCCAUCAACGUUAAUAUGCCCAUCGUUUCACCUGAUUCUUCUGUAGAUCCCCGCGACAGAAAAGACAAAUUACCAGGUGCUCCCCCUUCCAUGUUCUUUUUUGGCACUCCUUCACCAAAGGAUGGUUCUGAAAAACUAGAUACAGAAAAGGUUCCUUCCUUGCCGUCUAUACGAGACCCCUUCUCCUUUGACGAUACACAAAAGUCGGCUGCCGCUAAGAAGCACAGUCCAAACAAAUCAAGGCGAUCAUCCCGUUCCAAAAUACAGGCCCCUCGUUCGCCUGGAGGUACUUCUUUUGUCUGUCAAAUCUGCCAGAAAAAGUUUAAACGAUCCGAACAUUUGCGUAGGCAUAUCCAUUCCCUUCACACUACCGACAAGCCUUUUGCUUGUUUUUGUGGAAAACGCUUUUCACGAAGAGAUAAUUUACGUCAACAUGAAAGAAUGCAUGCGAACUCUGGUUCUUAUUUUACUCGGUCUUUAAAAAACAAUAAUGUGUCUCCUAUUUUACCUCCUGCAUCCUCUAUUGCCCCAAACACCCUACCCAUGUCCGUAAAUGAUGGAAUGUCAAACAAAUCUCUUUUACCAGAGCAGCAUCCAGCCGUACUCCCAAAAGUUUCCCUGUUUCCGAUGUAUUACCCUACAGACCCCAAAAUGCCGAUUACUUAUCAGGGUGCAAAUAGCAGCACUUCCCCUUUCGUGCAACUUCCUAUUACUGCUCCUAAUAAUUUACUAACUGGUAUGAGUGAUGACUAUAAUUUCGGUACUAUGUAA